UAUUCUCAUUACCCGUCUCUCCUCCAUGCAGAAAAUGAAUCUCCAUAGCAUAUGCAUAUCUCUAAGUUUUCUGUUUGCCAUUUUUGCUGUUUUGCCAUCCACACACAUCAUAAAUUCAAACCCAUCUUUCCUCGAAUAUCUUAUUAAUUUUAGUCUCACCUUUUUCUCAUCAUCUCCGAUUACUUCAACUGUCAUCACAUACAACAUUGAAGGGCAUCAUAAACACCAUAAGAAGAAUAAAACAAUAAAUCCUUGCGAGGAUUUUUCACCUGACUUUCCUACGGAUAGUGACACGACCUCGUAUAUUUGUGUUGACCGAAAUGGGUGUUGUAAUUUUACAACAGUGCAAGCAGCAGUUAAUGCAAUUCCAGAUUUUAGCCAAAAUAGAACUAUUAUAUGGAUCAAUACCGGCAUUUACUAUGAGAAAGUUACUGUUCCAAGCCCCAAAACGAAUGUAACAUUUCAAGGACAAGGAUUUACAUCUACUGCAAUUGCAUGGAAUGAUACGGCCAAUUCUUCACAUGGCACAUCUUUUAGUGGAUCCGUUCAAGUUUUCUCCACUAAUUUCAUUGCCAAGAACAUAAGCUUCAUGAAUCUAGCUCCUAUUCCAAACCCUGGUGAUAUUGGAGCCCAAGCAGUGGCAAUUAAAAUAUCUGGUGAUAAAGCAGCGUUCUGGGGUUGUGGAUUCUUUGGAGCUCAAGACACCCUUCAUGAUGAUAAGGGUCGACAUUACUUCAGAGAUUGCUAUAUCCAGGGUUCCAUUGAUUUCAUCUUCGGGAAUGGAAGGUCACUAUAUGAGAAUUGCCUGUUGAUUUCCAUGGCAAAACCAGUAGACCCAGGAUCGAAAGGCAUAAAUGGAGCUCUUACGGCUCAUGGCAGAACUUCCCAGGACGAGAACACUGGUUUUGCAUUCACCAACUGCACAGUGGGUGGCAAUGGAAGAGUUUUGCUAGGUCGAGCAUGGAGGCCAUUCGCUCGUGUUGUUUUUGCCAACACAUCAAUGUCAGAUAUCAUUGCUCCAGAGGGUUGGAAUGAUUUUAACGACCCUACAAGAGACAAGACUAUAUUCUUUGGAGAAUAUAAUUGCUCAGGUCCUGGUGCAAAUAUGACCAUGAGGCUUCCUUAUGUUUUGAGACUCAAUGACACACAAGCUUCUCCUUUCCUUAAUGUGUCCUUUGUCGAUGGGGAUCAGUGGCUGCAACCUUACAAUUAGGCCUAUGCAUGUACUACGAUAACAUAAUUAUCUAAAUUUAUUCUCAUUUGUAUAUGGAGAAGACAAUGAUUCAAAUGUAAUUAUGUAACAAUAGUAAUAAAAUAGCUAGCUCAUUUGAUAUAACAACACUGGAGUUAAACUAA
This is a messenger RNA of Quercus robur (English oak), 1356 nucleotides long. RefSeq names its product probable pectinesterase 8. The coding region runs from base 26 to 1213 and encodes 395 amino acids. The transcript is spliced from 5 exons. NCBI's taxonomy places the organism in Eukaryota, Viridiplantae, Streptophyta, Magnoliopsida, Fagales, Fagaceae. Gene Ontology annotation, molecular function: pectinesterase activity. The record is from RefSeq and is a predicted model, not a curated record. Gene Ontology annotation, biological process: cell wall modification.